Molecule: messenger RNA, 1282 nt
Organism: Chinchilla lanigera (long-tailed chinchilla)
Lineage: Eukaryota; Metazoa; Chordata; Mammalia; Rodentia; Chinchillidae
Exons: 2
Coding region: 7-639 (210 amino acids)
Source: RefSeq, a predicted model, not a curated record
AUACAUAUGAAGGUGGACAUCCUGACUGGUGAUUGGCUUGACACCACACAAGAAGAAUUCUGGCUGCAAAUUUUUGUGGUAAAAACCAUAGUCCAAGGCUGUCCACACCAUGAAGUGCUGACUCUCCCACAGGACACAGGUUUCAUGAAGCAGUACCGGCUACCUGGAGGACACGAGGAGAUAGGACAGACUAUCCUGAAACUGAAAGGAGCAGGGCUUAUAUGCCCUGCACAGAGUCCUUUCAGCUCCCUGGUAUGGCCCGUGUGGAAGCCAGAUGGGACUUGGAAAAUGACUAUGGAUCACCAGGAAGUGAAUAAAAUGACUCCUCUGCUGCAUGCAGCAGUGCCUAACACUGCAGACCCAACACUGUCUCACCCUGACACUAGAGUUUUGAAACAAGUUGACACCAAGAUAAGAAUGGGGCUUGGAGACAGACUUUCUCUUCUCAUCGAAGCUGAGGUUUUGGGAACCUUUGAAGCCAACCUGCAAAUUGCUCCAGAUUGGAGCUGCAGUUAUUUCUGCAAAAGAGCAAUUCCCACCAUGAUGUCUUUAAAACCAGGGAAGGAAAGGGCAGAAGUCCUUCCUCUCCAGAAAGAACUCAUCAGAAAGAACCCAGGCAAACAGAACAAAUCUGUAUGAAGCUGAAAACUUUGGGACUGGGCAGAGAACAUGGAGACAUUGGAAAGUCAUUUCUGCGAGGUACUUCACGUCAACAGAUGGUCUUCUAAAACCCGUGACUCUUAAAGAAACUGCUUAAAAUGAUGCUAUCAGCUAUAGAAUCCCCAGGGCCCUAAGAUCAUUCUUAAAACGUGAGCUUGGAUAAUUUGGACCUGGGAUUCUUCUUAAUAUUUGGGCAUAUAGUUUGGCCUUUUUGAUGAGAAUUAAUAUACUCAUAGAUGCUGUCCUUUGAGAUAACUACCACUUAUUGUACUCGGAGUGUGCACACAGACUUUUACCUACGCUGACAGUUUUUAACAUACAACUGCAAAGCAGCUCUACUAUCACCAGUUGACAAGUGAGGCAACUAUGGAUCACAGAGGUUAAGUGAGUUGUCCAGGAUUGCACGACUUCAGAAGUAGCACAGCUGGGCUUCUGAACUAGUUCAUGAGCAAAGACAGAGAUAUGGCUGCUGGCAUGAUGAUGUCUAUACGUCUUUAUAGACUCAGGAAGAUGAGCGCUCUAAUGCGUCAGACUGCUACUCUACAGAGUAGUACAGACAGUGGUUCAGAGUUCACACUUUAGGGUAUGAAAAUGUUGGGAGAAAUUAUGUAGAGGAAUUGGA